Messenger RNA from Petromyzon marinus (sea lamprey), 2756 nucleotides. NCBI's taxonomy places the organism in Eukaryota, Metazoa, Chordata, Hyperoartia, Petromyzontiformes, Petromyzontidae. The record is from RefSeq and is a predicted model, not a curated record.
UACGGGCGGGCUUUGUCUUGUGUGUCUGCUGCGCAGGGUUCCUGAGUGUCCUGGCGUGACCUCCCCCCGUCGUCACCUAUGGUGUUGAUGCCGGCAGCGAUGGCUCAGGCAGCUCAAGGCAACGGCAUCGUCCCGUCCAACAAGACCUGGGAGCUCAGCCUCUACGAGCUGCACCGCACGCCCCAGGAGGCGCUGACGGAUGGCACGGAGAUCGCCGUGUCUCCGCGCAGCCUGCACAGCGAGCUCAUGUGCCCCAUCUGCCUGGACAUGCUGAAGAACACGAUGACGACCAAGGAGUGCCUGCACCGCUUCUGCUCCGAGUGCAUUAUCACAGCCCUGCGCAGCGGGAACAAAGAAUGCCCCACGUGCCGCAAGAAGCUGGUGUCGAAGCGCUCGCUGCGGCCCGACCCCAACUUCGACGCUCUCAUCUCGAAGAUCUACCCGAGCCGCGAGGAGUACGAGGCCAUCCAGGAGCGCGUGCUCAACCGCCUGCAGAAGCACCACAACCAGCAUGCUCUCAGCGUCUCCAUCGCCGAGGGGCUCAAGAUGCAGGCGCAGAACCGCGCCCAGCGCGUGCGCAAGCAGCAGGCGGACGCCGAGAACCCUGCGUGCAGUGGCGGCGAGGAGAACGGUGGCGACAGCUCGCACGCCAGCAACGCCUCCACGCACUCCACGCUGCCCGAGGCCGGGCCCAGCCGCAAGCGCUCGCGCGCCGACUCGGACGCCUCGGGCCCGGAGCUCUCGGACGGCCACGUGGCGGCGGCGGCGGUCGGGGGCGGCGGGGACCCUUCGGGGGACCCCGGCGCCAGCGAGAUCGAGCUGGUGUUCAGGCCUCACCCGACGCUCGUGGAGAACCGGGAGCAGUCGCAGACGCGGUUCAUCAAGACGACCGCCAAUGCCACCGUGGACCACCUGUCCAAGUACCUGGCGAUGCGGCUGGCGCUGGAGGAGCAGCAGAGGGUGGGGCCGGCGGGCAAGGCGGCGGGCACGGUGGAGGGCGCCAGCGAGAAGCAGUACACCAUCUAUAUCGCCACCACGGGAGGGCAGUUCACUACCCUGAACGGCUCCCUGUCUCUGGACAAGGUGAACGAGAAAUACUGGAAGGUCAACAAACCCAUGGAGCUCUACUACGCUCCCACCAAGGACCCCAAGUAACAGGACAGGCGCGCAUCCCUCGCGUUCACAAGCUCACGACCUCCUCGCGACCUUUCCAGCAACGACAACGGCAACAUUUCGCUUCGCUCUGGUCGACAGCAGAGCGCUCGCGCGCGGGUGGCGACGGCUGCUAGCAACGCCGCGUCACUUCCACACGUCGCCGCGUCCCCCCCCCCCCCCCCCCCCCCCCCCCGACACGCUCGUCAUCGCGCUCGGCAGUUGCGUCGCACGUUAGCCCCACCCCCUGGCCCUGCUUGGCUCCCCACCCCCGCACCCAGAUUCGGAUGACGUCUUGUGAGGCCGGCGUAGCACGGUUUGAUUCCUGCGGUGGGGGGGGAAGAUGGGGGGAGAUAAUUGGCCCCGUCCGUCGUUCAGCGUCGGGGAGUCGGGAACUCGUUGGCACGGGGGGGGGGGGGGGGGGGGGGGGGCCCCUUACCCCGCUGUGGGCUCGCACCAGGUCAGGGCCAUCGUCAAAUUGGGUUGCGGCAGUUGCGUUUGAUGGGUCGGGUCGGGUCUCUGGAUCGCAAAAGUCCUCUCGCCUGUGCUUCUUCGUGUAUUUUAACUCGACAGGUAAGAGGGGUGCGUGUGCGCUGCGGGGAGCGGUGGCGCAGUGGUUAGCACACCGUGCUGCAAAAGCCGGCGACUCGAGUUCGAUUCCCACUCACGGCCAACAUCGGUGGCGAAUAUCUGAGCCCGACUAUUGGACCUCAGCCAGGGUGGGAUAGGCUGAAGAAACGAGUACCUGGUGUGCUGUGUAAACGUCAGCAACUGGUGGGGCCAAGGUGGUCGAGCACGAUUCUGACCACGCCACCGCAUUAUGCCGCGUCGGCCUUCGUCAGAUGCUCGCUGGCAGCACUUGCCCCAGACUCUUGAAGGCUACACGGGGGGGGGGGGAUCUUUGUCCUCCAGAGAACUUUGCGACUUUCAUUGCCACCGGGACAAGUCUUUUGCGGCGCGUCCCAACUUUCCGGAGCGUCUCGUAUCGGGAGAACACGGUAAUCGUGGAGACAUUCACCCACUCGGGGGUUGUGGGGGUGCUCAUUGUGGACGCUGAUGGGGGGGGGGGGGGGGGGGGGGGGGGGGGAGUACAACGCCGCCUAUCCGACUCGCUAGGGUAGACUGUGAAAGCGAUCGCCUGCUGAACACGAGAGGCCACUUCACGCCCAGCGAAGGCGGUGGAGGUCUCCUGGGUUUUAAAGCCGAGGCCUUGAAAGCUUUCACUCAAUUUUUUUUUGGGGGGGGUUUAAACGCAUCGCCGCGAUCUGGACGAUGGCGAGUUUGGCGAGCGCGAGGAAGACUUCGUCGCUGCGAGCGAGCGGGCGAGCGAGCGGGCGGGCGGGCGCUCCACGCGUCUCUUGUGAAUGACGCCGCGCGUCGAGGCGAAAGCUAAAAAAUACGCACGUGUGUAAUCGGUGACGUUUCGGGCAACGGACCCUCUUCAUGGCACCGCUGUGCUUGUUGAAGAAUGGGUUGAGGCUUUUGUCGUUUGUUUGCUGGUGCACCCACAGCCAAUGCAGUCUCGUACAUUUUGUGAAAUGUCAAAUUUGUGAACAAUGAUAUAAUACGCGCGCACGCACACACACACACACACACGUGUAUAA